Messenger RNA from Coccomyxa subellipsoidea C-169, 906 nucleotides. Its product is annotated as alpha/beta-hydrolase. The record is from RefSeq and is a predicted model, not a curated record. NCBI's taxonomy places the organism in Eukaryota, Viridiplantae, Chlorophyta, Trebouxiophyceae, Coccomyxaceae. The transcript is spliced from 6 exons. The annotation marks the transcript as partial.
AUUCACAGGACGCCGUGCCAUGGGCGGCUGUAUGACGCGCUCCCAGAGGAGAGCAGGACGGCGCGAGUGAGGCUGCUGCUGCCCAGGGGCGCCUCGGAGGCCACAGACUGCGUCGUGCACCUGGCCGGCACUGGCGACCACGGCUUUGAGCGCCGCACGCACCUGGGCCUACCCCUCAUUGCCAAGGGGGUGGCGACGAUGGCGUUGGAGAGUCCGUAUUACGGGAGCAGGAGGCCGCCGUGGCAGGAGGGGUCCAAGCUUGAGCGAGUGAGCGACCUGCUCACACUGGGGCGCACGACCAUCGAGGAAUCGCUGUACCUGCUUGCCUGGGCGCAGCAGCAGAAGUUCCGGCGGCUGGGCAUCUGCGGCUUCUCAAUGGGCGGGGUGCAUGCAUGCAUGGUUGCCAGCCUGUACCCCAAGGCGCUCGCAUGCGUGCCGCUGCUCGCGCCGCGCUCAGCCGCGGUCGCAUUCUGCCACGGAGCUCUGCGCGAAGCCACCGCCUGGCAGCCCCUUCUGGCCGCGGCGGACGAGGCCGACAAGGUAUGUCCAUCUGUCUUUCCUUCGCAGAGCCACGAGACCGUGGCAGCCCAGAAGCUGGCGCGCGAACGCCUGGACAAAGUGCUGGAGACCUACACAGAUGUCACACGCUUUCCAAGGCCGCGGCGGCCGGAUGCAGCGGUGAUAGUGGGCGCACACAAUGACGCCUAUGUGUCAGCGCACAGCGUGAGAGAGCUUGCGGCGCACUGGCCAGGAUCGCAGGUGAGGUGGGUGCCAGGCGGGCACGUGUCAGCGUUCCUGCUGCAGCAGCCAGCAUUCAGGCAGGCCAUCCUGGACGCCCUUGAGCGGCUGUCAGAGCCAGCAGCUGCAGCCCAAGAUUCAGCAUCAUCUGCUGAUAUUGCGGCGUAG